AGUUUCGUGGCUUUAGUAUAAAACAAACUCUAGAACUGUGAACACACAAAACGCUUAGAAAAACUUCAACACUCAAUCACCACUAUCGCCAUGCAAAAGUGGACGAUAUUUUUCUUGUGGAUUGCCUUAGGGGCUGUACCAGGAAAUGUCUUGUCGUUACAAUGCAGCCGAUAUCCAAAGAAUACCUUGACACCCAAGGCACCGGUGGACGAUAAUUUUGCCAUAGCGAUAACGGGCAAUGCCCAGACCUAUCUUUUGGGUCAAACCUAUAAUGUUUCUUUGCAAGCUUACAAUGGCCGGCGUUUCAUAAGUGCCAAAUUGGCACUGGAGAACGAUAACGGCGACUUCGUUGGCGAUUUGGGCCAUCUAGAGGUUAUCGACCCCGUGGAGAGUCGUUUCAGCACCGACUGCAGCAACAUGAUCGAGACAACAAACACAAAUCCCAAGACUCGCUUAGAUAUGGCCUGGACUGCACCAACCGAUAUGGAGUUCGGCUGCGUUCUCAUACGGGCCACUGUCGUGCAACAUCGUGAUGUUUGGUUUAUGGACGAUGGAUCGCUUACGAAGCGUAUUUGCAAAGAGUCAGUGGACGAUUUGGAAAGCCAGAAAAGAGAUGAGGAGAGCAAGGAAUGUUGUGCCUGUGAUGAGGCACGCUAUGAGAUUACUUUUGAGGGAGUCUGGUCACGCAAUCUGCAUCCCAAAGAUUUUCCCGCCAAGGGAUGGCUUACCAGAUUCAGUGACAUUUUGGGUGCUGCACACACCUCGGAUUAUCGCUUUUGGGAUGCUGGUGAAUUGGCCUCUACGGCUAUGCAGGAAUUUGCUCAGCAUGGUUCAUCGCGAGCUCUCGAACACGAAUUUAAUAUAAAUUUCAGGGAGAAAAAAGUUCGCACCAUAUUAAAAGCCAGAGGACCUUCAUUUCCCUAUCUCAAUAAUCCCACAUUGGCUUGGAUACGGGUGGAUCCUCUGCGUCAUCAAUUGUCACUGGCCUCUAAGAUAAUGCCUUCGCCAGAUUGGAUAGUAGGAGUGGCCGGCUUGGAAUUAUGUCUAUCAAAUUGUACUUGGCUAGAAGAGAAGGAAAUCAAACUGUACCCCUGGGAUAUAGGCACUGAUGCGGGACCUUCGUACACGUCUCCAGAUCAACCGCAAUUGCCUCCCGACGUCAUACGCCGCAUGCGUUCGGAUUAUCCAUCGGAUCCCAGAUCUCCAUUCUAUGACCCUACGGGAGCACCUAUGAAACCCAUGGCCAUACUCACUAUAAAACGUCAACGUUUAUACGAAAGGAAAUGCACUGAUGAAGAUUCUAACAAUGGAGAUGAGGUUCCCCGCGAAUGUCAUACUCACCCAUGGUCAGCUUGGACUGAAUGUUCACCCGAAUGUGGAGCAGGGGUGAGGUCGCGUUUUAGAGUCUUCAAGCAACCUGAAGUAGCUGAAAUAUACAAUUGCGAUGAUGUUGUUGAAAGGCGGCAGGUGGAGACCUGCACAGGACCAUGUUCCAGAUCCGAAAAUGCACCCUACACAGCAGAUGAAGAAGAGGGGGAAGAGCAGGAUAGUUUGUUGAAAUCUUUGAGGCCCAUGAUGAAACGUGGCAGAGCAAUGGGCGAUUGCACGGGUCAAUGGUCAGCAUGGUCGUCAUGUAAUGCUACAUGUGGAGCUGGAUUUCGCACCAGAAAACUCAUAUUGGAUGAAAGGGUACAAAGGGGUUGUCAGGACGAGGAUAUGUAUGAGUACAAGAAAUGUUUUGUACCCAACAUUUCAUGCCGCAGAUCAAAUGGACCUCAACUGAUUAGUGAUUUUGGAAACAAUGACGAGGACAAUGAUGAAAAUGCCGAAGACAACGAAGGCGAAGAGGAUAAUGCCCAAGGCAAUGGUGAAUUUGCCAACUUUCCCACUUUUGAAGAUUCAGAUGUAAAUGAACGCGAACCUCAAUAUGGCCGCAAUCCAUAUGGGCGACCUAACAAUCCCUACGAAGAUGAAUUCAACUUUAACGGCGUGGGUGACAUUCAAGCCGAAAAUCUAAGACAAGAACAGCCUUAUGAUGAUUAUUUUGCUCCCUAUCAAAAUCGCUACAAUGCCAGAAAUUUCCACAGCCCAAGGGGACGUGGCACUCAAGAGGUUCUACAAAGACAGCCCAAGAAUGCCAAUCCCAAAAUGUAUCAACGCUAUAUCGACUUUGAUAACCAUGCUGCUACUACAAAUAUACCCACACAUUGCUACCAGCCCUUGUCGAUGGUCCAGUGCUCCGAUAAACGCACUGUGGGCAAUUUUUGGUUCUACAACUUUUGCACGGAUGAAUGUAUGCUCUAUGCCUCCGAUAUAUGUGAUCCCAAUACUAACAAGUAUCCCUCUAUGGAGAAGUGUGAACAACAAUGUGCCAGACCUAUGAGGAAUUUCCCCCACUUCUUGAGACGCAAACAACAAAACUCGCCGCAUUGCCAGGCCAUAUUUCGCAAUCGCGGAUUUAGGGAUUAUUAUGUUUAGUUAAAGGAUUUUCUUUGUUUUCAACAAACCUAUAGAAACUUAUAUAUCCUCAGGCACUGCAAAAGAUUUUCCAAUCAAUUAUUUGCUAAUUACUUAAGAUUAUUAUUUAAUAAAAAUACAAAACAUUUUUAACAUA
This is a messenger RNA of Stomoxys calcitrans (stable fly), 2614 nucleotides long. Its product is annotated as spondin-1. The record is from RefSeq and is a predicted model, not a curated record. The transcript has 7 exons. Gene Ontology annotation, cellular component: extracellular matrix. The coding region runs from base 91 to 2478 and encodes 795 amino acids. NCBI's taxonomy places the organism in Eukaryota, Metazoa, Arthropoda, Insecta, Diptera, Muscidae. Gene Ontology annotation, biological process: cell adhesion. Gene Ontology annotation, molecular function: serine-type endopeptidase inhibitor activity.